Molecule: messenger RNA, 1664 nt
Organism: Miniopterus natalensis
Lineage: Eukaryota; Metazoa; Chordata; Mammalia; Chiroptera; Miniopteridae
Source: RefSeq, a predicted model, not a curated record
GAAGAAAAGACAGACGUGGCUCUGGCUGUGAUGGGACUCUUACUGGGCCUGCUGCUCCUGGGGCACCUAAUGGUGGUCACUUAUGGCCAUCCCGUCCUUGAAGCACCUGAGAGUGUGACAGGGCCCUGGAAAGGGGAUGUGAAUAUUCCCUGCACUUAUCGUCCUCUGAAAGGCUACACUCAAGUCUUGGUAAGAUGGCUGGUACAACGUGGCUCAGACCCAGUUACCAUCUUCCUACGUGACUCCUCUGGAGAUCAUACCCAGCAAGCAAAGUACCGGGGCCGCCUGCACAUUAACCAUGAGGUUCUAGGAGAUGUGUCCCUCCAACUGAAGACCCUGGAGAUGGAUGACCGGAGCCACUACACUUGUGAAGUCACUUGGGAGACCCGUGAUGGCAACCAAGUGGUGAGAGAUGAGAUCAUUGAACUCCGUGUCCAGAAACUCCCUGCUUCCAAGCCCACAGUGACAACUGGCAGUGGCUAUGGCUUCACAGUGCUCCAAGGAAUGAGGAUUAGCCUUCAAUGCCAGGCUCAGGGUUCUCCUCCCAUAAGUUAUGUUUGGUACAAGGAACAGGCUAACAACCCAGAACCCAUCAAAGUAGCAACCUUGAGUAUAUUACUUUUCAAGCCUGCAGUGGUGGCUGACUCAGGCUCCUAUUUCUGUACCGCUAAGGGUCGAAUAGGCUCUGAGCAAUGCAGUGACAUUGUGAAGUUUGUGGUCAAAGACUCUUCAAAACUACACAAAAACAAGACUGAGGCACCUACAACCUUGCAGUUCCCUUUGAAAACAACACCCACAGUGAACUCAUACUGGGCCUGGACCACUGAAGUGAAUCACUACCUUGGGGAGACCAAUGCUGGACAAGGAAAGGGCCUGCCCAUCUUUACCAUAACUCUCAUCAUCUUUCUGUGCUGUAUGGUGGCCUUCAUGGCUUAUAUCAUGCUCUACCAGAAGACGUCCAAGCAAGAGCACAUCUAUGAAGUGGCCAGGGUACAUGCCAGGGAGACCAGCAACUCUGGUGAAACCAUGAGGGUGACCAUCUUCAAAAAUGGCUGUUGCAGUGAAGAGCCAGCUACCCGGACUUCAGGAAAUGGCUACUCUAAUGAACCCAGCCUGGACCAGGAGUACCAUAUCAUGGCCCAGAUAAAUGGUGACUACCCUCCGCUGGUGCACAUAGUUUCCCUGGAUCAUGAGCUCCUGACCAUCGAGGACAAGAGUGUCUGCUAAAACUGCCCUACUAGUUUGCUGACGUAAUUUCCUUUUAGCCCCUGCUUUCUGCAUGGUCCCCUUCUCUUCCCGGAUAGCCCAACAUGUAUUAUCUGCCAACAUUGGGAUCCCUAAGUGUGAUUGGCUUUGCCUAAGAAGUUGCCAUGUGCACACAAGCAAGCCUGCUUCUGGGUUGAGCCCUGAACCCUCCUCAUAUCCUUGCCUGGGGCUUCUGCUGCUUCUCUCCAAGCACCAGGGGGAACUUCCCAUAGCACUAAGACACCAAUUAACUUUGGCCUCUUGUCACCAUAAGACCAGAGGGAAGCUCAACUCUGCCAGCUCAGGGGACCAGUUAUGUCCAGAAUCACUUUUUCCAAGGCCAGAUUGUUUUUGAGAUUGUCAUAUGACGGGCUAGUGUUCAUUUCUGCUCUUACACUAUGAGUCUAGUGCUCUGAUAU